CGUCACUCGGCGCGUGCCCGGGUAGCCCGUGGUAACACCUAGUCUGCGGAAGUGGAGAAGAGCUGGCAGGCGGCUGAGACAGGGGACUGAAAGUUGUGGAACCCUAAUUUGUGACAUCAGGUGUUUUUUGGUAAGCAGCCAUUUAUGACUCUGGAAGAUUGGGACUGACAGGAAGCCCCUUCUGAGAUUUUAACAAAGUUCUCGAACAACACCUAUACCAUGGACAUAAAGCUGGAUCCUUCCCGAGAUGACCUGCCUCUCAUGGCCAACACCAGCCACAUACUAGUGAAGCACUAUGUACUGGAUUUAGAUGUGGAUUUCGAAAGUCAAAUCAUUGAGGGCACCAUAGUGCUUUUCUUCGAGUCUGGAAAUAAAUUCAAGAAACAGAGUAGUUCCACCGAGGAAACCUACCCAUCAGAGUCAAACGAAGCCUGCAAAUUUAGGACGCCUGAACCCUGCCAUAUUCCUGUGACAAAUACAAGGACCGUCUCAUCUAAAAUGGGAUAUAAUGAUUUUGUAAUCCGUGGUAAAGGUGAAAAAGAUACUUCUGGUAAAGAUGGUAACCAUGACAACCAGGAACAGGCUUCUGGGAUUUCUAGCUCAAAGUACUGCUGUGACACAGGGGAUCAUGGGAGUGAGGAUUUUUUGCUAGUGUUGGACUGCUGUGAUUUAUCUGUGUUAAAGGUUGAGGAGGUGGAUGUUGCUGCUGUGCCAGGUAUUGAAAACUUUACAAGGUCUCCCAAGCUCAGGAAUCAGAUUGUACGUGAACUCGUGGCUCUGCCUGCAGAUCGUUGGAGGGAGCAGUUAGACUAUUAUGCUCGCUGCAGCCAGGCUCCUGGUUGUGGGGAGCUCCUGUUUGACAUUGACACUUGGAGCUUACAGAUCAGGAAGACAGGGGCUCAGACAGCUACUGACUUUCCUCAUGCCAUAAGGAUACGGUACACGACCAAACCCCAGGGGCGAUCAGUUACAUGGACCUCAGACCAGAGUGGCAGGCCAUGUGUUUAUACUAUGGGAUCGCCCAUAAACAACAGGGCCCUUUUUCCAUGCCAGGAGCCACCCGUUGCCAUGUCAACAUGGCAGGCUACAGUUCGAGCAGCUGCAUCUUUUGUUGUUUUAAUGAGUGGGGAAAAUUCUGCCAAGCCAACACAGCUUCGGGAAGGAUACUCAAGUUGGCAUUACUACGUAACCAUGCCAAUGCCAGCCUCCACCUUCACAAUUGCAGUAGGAUCCUGGACAGAAACGAAGCCAGAGAUCUGCUCAUCAAAUGAUCUGGUGACAGAGAGAUCCUUCUCACCUUUCGAGGCUGACUUCAGGUAUGUUGGUGUUUGUGGUCACAUGGAAUACCCCUGCCGCUUCCAGAAUGCUUCUGCCACCACCCAGGAGAUAAUUCCUCAUCGGGUCUUUGCUCCAGUGUGCCUGAAGGGUGCCUGCCAAGAGACCCUUCUGCCACUGAUCCCUCCCUGCCUCUCCGCAGCACACUCUGUCCUGGGAACACACCCGUUCUCCAGGCUGGAUGUACUCAUUGUCCCUGCCAACUUUCCGAGUCUGGGGAUGGCCAGCCCACACCUCGUCUUCCUCUCUCAGAGCACCUUGACUGGAAUGAGCCAGCUCUGUGGGACCCGUCUCUGCCAUGAAAUUGCUCAUGCCUGGUUUGGCCUGGCUAUCGGGGCCCGAGACUGGACGGAAGAGUGGCUCAGUGAAGGGUUCGCCACUCACUUGGAAGAUGUAUUCUGGGCCAAGGCGCAGCAGCUGGCCCCCGACGAGGCCCAGGAGCAGCAGGAACUGAGGGCUUGCCUGCGCUGGCGUCGCCUCCAGGACGAGGUGCGGAACUCCCCGGAGGAUAUGCAGGUGUUGAGACCCAAUAAAGAGAAAACUGGCCAUGUGAGUGACUCAGGAUCAUCUGUCAUCAAACACGGGCUCAAUCCGGAGAAGGUCUUCAUGCAGGUUCAUUAUUUAAAGGGCUAUUUCCUUCUCCGGUUCCUUGCCAAAAGACUUGGAGAUGACACCUAUUUUUCAUUUUUAAGAAAGUUUGUGCACACAUUUCAUGGGCAGCUGAUUCUUUCCCAGGAUUUCCUUCAAAUGCUGUUGGAGAGCAUCCCAGAAGAAAGAAGGCUUGAGUUGUCCGUUGAAAACAUCUUCCGAGACUGGCUGGAGACUUCCGGAAUACCACAGCCGCUGCAGAGGGAGCGCCUGGCCGGGGCGGAGUGCGGGCUCGCGCGGCAAGUGAGCGCCGAGGUCGCCAAAUGGGUCCGAGUGAACAGGAGACCCCGAAAACGGAAACGAAAGGAGACAGAAGUGUUGGAAAAGCUUCUUCCAGACCAGCUGGUCUUGCUUCUGGAGCAUCUCUUGGAGCAGAAGACUAUGAAUCCCCGAACUCUACAAAGACUUGAGAGGACGUACCACCUCUCGGAGCAGGAUGCAGAGGUUCGCCAUCGAUGGUGUGAACUUGUUGUUAAGCACAAAUACACAAAAGCGUACAGAAACGUGGAGAGGUUCCUUCAGGAGGAUCAGGCCAUGGGCAUCUACCUCUACGGGGAGCUGAUGGUGAGUGAGGACGCCCGGCAGCAGCAGCUCGCCCGCAGGUGCUUCGAGCUGAGCAGGGAGCAGAUGGACAGACCCUCAGCCGAGGUGGUGGCCGAGAUGUUGUUUUAAAGAGGAAAGAUCACAGCGAGAUUCUUUUUCAUGCAUCUACUCGUAGCCCUGGUGGGACCAGGAUCACACUGACCCUGGACAUCAAAGGAAGGAUUAUGGGGCUGCUAAAGCCAUCAGCCGACAGCAGCGUGCACAUCGUGGGGCGACCUUCCCAGAGGCCCUCACAGCGGAGCCCGUGUCAAAGGCACAUCCUUGUAAACGGUCUCCACAGGGCUGUGUGAUGCCUUUGUGCCCACCCUGGAUGUGCCACCUCAAGAUCCUGAAUCUGAAUUGAGUCUCCCCUGUGAGUUCAGUGCAGUUCUUUUCACACAAAGAUGGAAGAUACCUGAGGCCUGUCGGAAGACCUGCUGAACCUUCUCCAUCCAUCCCUCAGCAUGUGGAUAUUUAUUCCUGCACUUCCAGAAAGUCAGAGUUUCUGCAUACUGGGACCACCUCUGCAGGAUUACUUUGAUUGAUAUGUCCUGUAUUUAGAUUUUCCAAAAUUUUAGUACCUUUUGGUGGAAGUGCAGGAUAACACUCUUAAGAUGUAUUAAUAAUAAAAUGUAAUGGAUUCGGUUUUUUUUCUGCCUGUUUGCUUCCUCAUUUAAUACUAUAUUUAAAAAGGAAAAAAAAAAAAAGUGAAAGAAGAGGGUGGUCGCCUCCUUCUGGCGUCGUUCUUUGCUCACCUUACUGGGUCUCUCUGUAGCUCUCCAGGUGGUGGUGCUGUACCUGGGAGGACGGGGCCCCGCUCCUGAUGGAGGCACCAUGCGGUCUGCGGUGGUGUUGCCUCUUUUCCCACAAAUGUUUGAAGUUAAAAAAAAAAAAAAUUAAACUUCUCAGGACUGUCCAAAGGGAAGAAGGAUGGCUUUAAGACGCUCCAGAAGCCACAGUGGUUGGUGCAGUCACGUGACGGCGUGAGGCUGAGCUUAGCGGGAGUGAACUGACCCGCCUGCAGGGGCUGCACUCGCGGGGCUGCGGACCCGCCGGUGGGGGGACGUGCGGCUCCACUCAGCCCUUCGUUAGGAGCUCCUGACCUUCAGAGUUACUUAGCAGUGACCGUCAUUCUAGAAGGGUUCCUACGUGUUGGUUCUUUGCUGUUACGUGUGCUCUGCCUAUGGUUGUAUAUGUGCUUUGUUUACCAUAUGGGUAGAAGAAUAAAAAUCUGAUUUUUAAAUAUGAAGAAAUGUCAGAACGCUGUUCUCUGUGAAGACUUGGAAUAAACGACUCUUUCUCCCUC
Messenger RNA from Balaenoptera musculus (blue whale), 3871 nucleotides. RefSeq names its product aminopeptidase O (putative) (gene AOPEP). The transcript has 17 exons. The record is from RefSeq and is a predicted model, not a curated record. Gene Ontology annotation, molecular function: zinc ion binding; metalloaminopeptidase activity. The coding region runs from base 220 to 2655 and encodes 811 amino acids. Gene Ontology annotation, cellular component: nucleolus. Lineage: Eukaryota; Metazoa; Chordata; Mammalia; Artiodactyla; Balaenopteridae.